UCGAAUCCGUACAUUACGAUCACACACAAAUCUCGAAUGAAUGAAAAGAUCAUAACAUUAAAUGGCGAAGAAAUAAUGACGGUCGCGAGCUUUCAAAGAUCACGUUCGCACGUGUUGAGACUGAUGGCGUGACCUGACUGCGAGAACCCUCAACGAUGUGUUGAGGGCAGCCCGAACGACCGAGCACAUUGUACAGACCUACAUAAUUGAUAUGUUAUGGGUUCGGGGUAAGAGUACACAGACACACAAAUUACUUGCUCGAUUCCCAAGUGAGUCGGAGUGCAUCGCGUGUUUGCGCGAGCAUUGAAGAGGAGGGGCCCGUAAUCGCUGAUAAUCAUAAUGUUAUCAAUCUAAUAUCGGUACUGAAUUAGGAAUGGCCACUUUCGGCGGUGAUUUUCAAAUUGUUUUCCUUCGACACCGGCAGCGAAGCGAUUCGGUGUCAGUUCAAAUAUUUACUCCGCGGUCAUUAUCCCGAGAGUAUAUAAGCGGUGAUUCAGCAGGACACCGUCAAACCAUGUGGACGCACGCCGUGACACUGUUGUUGGUGCUGGCAGUGACCUUGGCCGACUUUGGCCACGGUGCCAUCUACCCGGAAGACGAUACCCAGGAGAACCUGCUGACCGUGGUGCCGUGUGUGAAGCGACUGUGCGAAAAGUACUUCAAGUCGGAACGAGCCAUGAAGGGAUCGCUGGCGAUCAUUAACAUCAAACCGGACACCUCGGCGUUCCAGCUGAACAUCUUGAAGUCCUUCAACGACGAUCCGCGGCACGAGAUGGGCGUGAUGGUGAAGGACGGUCGCAAGAAGCACUGGAACGCCUCGCACGUCACGGAAAAGGCGAAAAAUUAUUUGCUUUUGAUCAGCGUAUCUUCGGAGCUUGACGCACCGAUCAACCAGCUGCGACGUCUGCCGACGUGGAAUCCGCUGGCGCAGGUCGUGGUACUGUUUACGUCCGAGAUGACUCCGCUGGUGUUUCAAAUCGAAGUGCGGAACGCUUUGCAGAAGCUGUUCGAAAACUCGGUGCUGAACGUGAACGUAAUGGUUCAGCGAUACAAUACGAGCGUGCUGGAAGUGUGGACCUGGUUUCCGUACGAGAACGGAGGUUGCGCGGACAACAUUUUGAACAUCCGGCUAAUGGACGAAUGCGAGUACGUGGAAGUUUCAAUGGAGAACGCUGCUGAUAAGAUGGACGAAAAAUCCGAGUUUAUCGCUCCGGAGUUGGAGUAUUCCAACGUUACCGCAGCUAACAGUUCGCUGGAGGUGUUCAUCGAGCAAGCGGAGCAAGCUGGAGAUUCGUUUGCGGAAACUGUGUGGUUGUUUCGCGAGAAGCACUACUUCUCGGACUACGGGCCGAAGAUUCCCAAAGACUACAACUAUUGUCCGUUGAUGAUCAGCACUCCGAUAUGGGAGCCGUUUGUCGUCGGAAACGAGACGUCCAUCGAAAAGGGUCUGGAAGUGCUGAUGAUUGAGGUGAUAACAGCUCGCAUGAAGCUCACGCCAGUGUAUCGGUUCAUCGAUCCGUUGCGCGCUGCAGCAACCAUAACGGCGGAUAAUAGUACGGGAUUCUAUGCGGAUUUGAUACAGCGUCGUACGGAUCUCAUGAUUGGAGGUUUGUACGAGAAUCCCAUCAGUAGGAGACUGCUGUCUUCGUCCAUCCCGUACUUUCAGGACGAUCUAACGUGGUGCGUUCCAACGGCUCGACAUGCUCCAAAGUGGUUGAACGUAUUCAUCAUCUUCAACGUGUGGAUCUGGCUAGUGGCAAUCAUAAUUAUCUUCGUAGCAGCCGCCAUCAUCUACUGCCUCAACCACGUCGAGCAUCGCUACCCGGAAAACUACACCUGGAUGCUCCUACAAUCGCUAGCCUUUUCCCUCAGCGUCUAUGCCCACUACUGGCCGCAACGGUUCUCCAUCCGCUUCUUCCUGGUGGGCUACAUGAUCUACGGAUUGCACUGGAGUGCGGCGUACCACAGCUUCCUGAUUUCGGUCCUAACCCGACCCAGAUUCGAACCUCAGAUUAGCACCGUUGAAGCUGCAAUGGCGAACAAGUUCCAGUUUGCCGGUCCGGAGAACACGCUAGUACACUUUGACAAGCCGGACUCCGUUUCGCGGUUCAUUACGUCCGUUUACCAGGUCUGUCCGGACCGGGAUGACUGCUUGGCAAGACUUCAUUCGGAGCGGAACCUAGCCGUCGCCAUGUCGCGAGCUCAUUCGCACAACAGCAAAAGCAUCGGCGAGGCUGAGAUAUUCUGCUUCGACCGGAAGGACAACAUCCAGACGUACUCGGUGGGCAUGAUGGUCAAGAAGGACUUUCAUUUGCUGCCCAAGAUCAACGACUUGAUCCGGCGCAUCAGCGAGUCGGGACUACUGGGCAAGUGGCAGGUCGAGAGUGACAAGAUCAGGGUGGACGAAGAUCUCGAAGACGGAGGUGGGGAUGACGGGGGCCAUGGCGAUGGACAGAUCGUGCUUAAGGUGGAACACAUCGAGGGAGCGUUCAUUUUGGGUGCGAUUGGACUCGGACUGUCAACGGUAGCAUUCAUCGGCGAAAUUGUGUACUUUAACUUCAAGAAUCGCUACAAGUGGAACGAUAGUAUGUUCAGUAGACUAUUUUGCUAAACCCCGCCUCGCUUAGCGUCACCAAUUCACCAACGCACCGAAAUCCAAUCUUGAGCGAUUGUACACGCGGUUUGACCUUGGGUCGCGAUCGACCAUUUUGGCGCAAUCAGAGGGAACCACAUUUUGGCAACCAAACUUCGCGUCGUCGGCAGAACCUUCACCAGCUUUAAUGACCAGAGGACCUCAUGGCAGGUCGGAUAUUCACACGCCAAACUGGUAACUGCGGCACGGUAUAUAUGUAAAGUGGAAAAUUGAUCACUUCGUUGAGAUCAGCGCACGCCGAACGGUGAAGAUAAUUUCUGGAGCAAAUUGAGCCAUUUAUGAGUUCCAGCGUAGAUCACAGACAGUUUUGAGGCACCUUUGAGUAACAAUUUGACACACACAAAAAGCAAAUAAGUAAAGUGGCUGUUAGCGUUAGUCAAAAUUUAGAUGCCUGAGAAGCUUAAUUGUAUCAACUGGGGUUGAUAAAUUUAGUGAGUUUUUAUUGCCUCGAAAAGUUCUAAAUUUUAAAGCAAAACUUGUUUUUUUUUACGAGAAGGUCGAAUGAAACUGGAGUCGUUAAUUUUAUAUCCAGUACCACUUUCGGAACUAUAAAAGAACACCGAAAGUUGUUUUCAGCAGGUGAAAUGUAACAAGCUAGGAAUAAUAUCAAUCGCAAUUACUCUUUUAUGGUUUAUUUAUAUAAUCCGAAACGAUUUUCAAUUCAGCAAGCCCAACUCACGAUUGAUUUCCAAAUAAAAAGCAUUCUAUGCUACACACUAUACACUUUAUUUGUGCGACCUGUUAAUUGAACUAGUCCACCUUCACCGUAUGCCAAUUGAACGCCACCCCCAACAUGGACAUCGAACAUUGAAUGCAAACAACCAAUGCGAGCAAGUAGAGGUACCAGAACAACCCCGGCGGUCCACUCUACUCUUGACACUGACCGGUCCGUAUAAA
This is a messenger RNA of Culex pipiens pallens (northern house mosquito), 3550 nucleotides long. RefSeq lists its product as uncharacterized. Bases 374 to 2611 code for a protein of 745 amino acids. NCBI's taxonomy places the organism in Eukaryota, Metazoa, Arthropoda, Insecta, Diptera, Culicidae. The record is from RefSeq and is a predicted model, not a curated record. The transcript has a single exon.